Messenger RNA from Peronospora matthiolae, 2502 nucleotides. The record is from the annotation of a GenBank genome assembly. Lineage: Eukaryota; Oomycota; Peronosporomycetes; Peronosporales; Peronosporaceae.
AUGGUGGCGUCUAUGGACGAUGUCUCAGCUCCAGCCGCAACUGAAGUGACUGCAGCUGCUGCGAAGCUCCCGCGUCGUGUCGUCUCUCUCCUCAUUGACAACUACGACUCGUACACGUACAACAUCAUGCAGAUGGUGGCUCAAGUGAAUGGCGGCGACUCGUCCAGCGUGACAGUGAUCAAGAACGACGACUUUGGCGGUCACUUUGUUGCUGCUUGGGACCAUUUCGUGAACCAAACGAGUGCCAUAGCAGAAAAAGAGCGCGUGGAAAUAGUGCGCAACGUCAUUAUUUCUCCUGGCCCUGGCCAUCCGGACGAACCGACAGACUUUGGCAUGUGUGCCGAUGCGAUUCGAUUUGCUGUCGUGCCAGUGUUUGGCGUUUGUUUGGGACAUCAGGGAUUAGCACAAGUGUAUGGAGGUCGAGUUGUGCGGGCGAAAGAGGUCAUGCAUGGCCGCACGAGUCGAGUGUACCUGCACGAAAAGAAGCAGUCGCUUUUUGCGCACGUACCUGACGGAUUUGAAGCCGUGCGAUACCAUUCAUUGGUCAUUGAUCCGACUACUGUACCAGACGAGCUAGAAGUGAUCGCAGAGACAGACGACGGAGUUAUCAUGGCAGUGCGUCAUCGAACAAAGCAGCAGUUUGGCGUGCAAUUCCAUCCGGAAGCAGUAUGUAGUGCAUAUGGCUACCAACUCUUUCAAAACUUUCGGGAUGUUACGUUGGGACAAGAUGCUUCGAAGUGCGAGUUGCAUCAUAGUAAUGAAGGAAGGAGGAACAAUACGGCGCAGUCUCAGGGCAUGCGUAUGACCACACCACUGGCAUUAACCCAUUGUGUGGUAAUUCAGCGUGCCUUUAGUGGACUCGCAUCGUUAGACUUCGCCGAAUUCGUCUUUACAGAGCUGUUUGGCGAUUCGAAGAGGUCGUUCUGGCUCGAUAGCAGCAACCACGAUGCAGUAGCGGGUACAGAGGCAUCAAUCCAGUCGCGAUGCUCAAUGAUGGGCGAUGAUAGUGGACCUUUGAGCUAUUGUGUAGAGUAUGACGUCGUCAAGGUGGAGCUACGUGUACGACGGCGUCAGAUGAACGCUGACGACGAGCAAGUCAAGAUUUUACAGGGACAGGACGUGUUGACUCAUAUUCGAGAGAUGAUGCAAAAACACCGCAGUCAUGAGAUUGUGUUAAUGGAGAGCGAAGAAUGUGAUCUAGGUGUGAGUGCAGAACUUCCUUUCGCCUUUCGCGGCGGGUUCGUGGGCUACAUUGGAUACGAAGUUCUGGGUAGUGAACGAGAGGGCACGAAACAAUUCGACAGCGAUAGUGGAGAAGAAGUAAGCGAUGAAUGUGCCCCGGAUGCUUCGUUCCUGUUUGCUGAUCGAACGUUGGUGUUUGACCAUCUUGAUGGUGUAAUUUACUCGCUUACGCUAAGCGAGAGUGACGUCAAAAGCGCAAAUGCGAGUAACGACUGGCAUCGAGCAAUGAGGAAGCGACUGGAGCAGUGUGCCAACACCUUUAAUCAGAAGUCAGACGCAUAUUCACCGCUUUCAGAAGACGCCGGCAUUGCAAAGAGUGACGUCAUUUUCCGCCCUUCGCGAACCCGAGCGCAAUAUGUGGCUGCUAUCGAUGAGAUACAACGCUUGAUCCGUGAAGGCGAGACUUACGAAGUGUGUUUGACGAACCACUUGCGUGCAGAGUAUGCUCUGCUCGAUCCGUUAGCAUUUUAUCGUAUGCUGCGCCAGCGGAAUCCUGCUCCAUACGCCGGGUUUUAUCUGAGCAACCCGAACAAUCGUUUCCAGACUCUAGCCCAGUCCGAUGCGUCCAAAGGUCUUGGUGAUAUGGACGAUACGUACGCAGUAUGCUGUUCUUCGCCCGAGCGAUACCUACGGAUGGAAGCGAAUGGUUUGAUGGAGUCCAAGCCCAUUAAAGGAACACGUCGUCGCGGUCAUGAUGAUGUGGAAGACGCGGCGAUUGCUGAGGAACUUGCAACCUGUGAGAAAGACCGGGCUGAGAACAUGAUGAUUGCGGAUCUCGUGCGCAAUGACUUUGGAGCUGUAGCACUUGUCGGAUCGGUGCAUGUUCCUCGGUUGAUGGACGUUGAGACGUACGCCACUGUACAUCAACUCGUGACUACCGUUCGUGCCCAACGACGCGAGGAUGUUGAUAUAGUAGAUGUGCUCCAAGCUACGUUCCCUGGUGGGUCUAUGACAGGGGCACCCAAGAAGCGCACAAUGCAAAUUAUUCGAGAGCUUGAGCGUGGUCCGCGCGGAGUUUAUUCUGGAGGACUGGGCUUCUUGUCAAUUGAUGGCAGCUGUGACUUGAACAUGAUCAUACGAACAGCAAUUGUGACUCCAACUAGAGUGACGCUUGGUGCUGGUGGAGCUAUCGUAGCACUUUCCGACAGCGAGAAGGAGUAUGACGAGAUGUUGCUCAAAGCACAAGCUCUUGUCGCCGCGAUUGGUGCGUACGCCACGGGCAAGAAUACCGGUGUUGGAGCCCGAGUGGUUGUGGAAUAA